Molecule: messenger RNA, 1648 nt
Organism: Paralichthys olivaceus (Japanese flounder)
Lineage: Eukaryota; Metazoa; Chordata; Actinopteri; Pleuronectiformes; Paralichthyidae
Product: zona pellucida-like domain-containing protein 1
Cellular component (GO): cell surface
Source: RefSeq, a predicted model, not a curated record
AUGGCCCUUUAUCUUUGUCUCCCCCUGGUGGUUGUACUCCUGCAUCCUGCUCUCUGUCUCUACAACUGCUCCUCUGAGUAUGAAAGGACACCAGACAGCUCAGACUUGGUGGUCGACUGUGGAACCAACAUGAUAACCCUGGAGAUCAACCUGUGCACAGCUCAGUGGGCAGGCUUCAACACCACAAACCUGGCUCUGAAUGGGGCCCACAACAACACAGAGUGUAUGGGCUCUGUCGACACCAGUGUGGCCCCCCCAGUCAUCCGUUACCAUCUCCCUGUCAACCACAGUCUGGAUAACUCCUGUCGCCAUUCUCUGCAGAUUGUGGACAAGACCCCGGACCCCAACGGCCCCUUCGCCAGCUUCCAAAACAUCCAGGCAGUUAUCAUCACAGGCUUCAUUGACACACCCAGAUCCGACCAGGGGCUGAUCAGUUACGCCACAGACCUCUACUAUCAUUUCUCUUGCAGCUACCCACUGGAGUACCUCAUGAACAACACACAGAUUGUGGCCUCCUCUGUCUCGGUGGCGACCAACGAUAACAAUGGAACUUUCAUUGAUGCACUAGAAAUGGCUGUUUUUAAUGACUCAGACUACAUCCACCCGUUAGUGAUGCCUUCAGUAGGACUCCAACUGCGAACCAGGAUCUAUGUGGAGGUGAAGGCCGUUAACCUCACAGGAAAUUUCCAUGUCCUGCUGGAUCACUGCUUCAGUACUCCCACUGCUUACAACAUGUCGCACAGCGAGCAGCACAACUUCUUCGUCGGCUGUUCAGUGGACCAGAGGACGUCCGUGACAGACAAUGGUCUUUCCAAGGUUGCCAGGUUCAACUUUGAGGCCUUCCGCUUCGUACAGCACCGGGACCAGGCAAAGUCCAGCAUCUAUCUGCACUGCAUACUGAGACUCUGUGAGCCCAGCAAAUGUCAAGCGCUGGUGUCUGCCUGCAACAACAGAAGAAAAAGAUCUGUGACUCCUUUUGGAAAAGAAAGCAGCGAAUCGGCCACUGUUUCAGUCGGACCUCUUUACACUGCUCCAGAAGGCAGGCCAUAUGCAGCGGCCUACAGUAAUGACAUGGCAUCAGAGAAGGAUGACGUGGACGUGACGGGCCUGGUGGUCGGGGUGGUGUUUGGCUCAGCGGCUGCUGCUCUGCUGGUUCUGGGCGGCUGGUUUGUCCUGAAGAAAUUUUACUGGGCGGGAGGAUUAUGUGCCUUCGAUUGACAGAUUGACCAGCAAAUUGUCUUUGCCUUGUCACCUCAAACCUCAUAAUGCGCUGAUUGUGAUUUUUAACUAAUAACCACAUGUCAUUGUCAGAUGAAUAUAACAAUUUAAUACUCAGGUUUCUUUUUAUACUCACUGCAUCUGCAUUCAAUAGCUGUUUACUGAUAAUGAAGGAAGAGUUAAGCCUGAACUAUGUGUAAAAACCUUAAACUUUACAAUGGACGGAACUAAAGUACAGUUAUUUUUAUAUUUUAUAACAGUAUAGAUUUGAUAAUUUCUUUGAGUUUGCAAACUGUUUUUUUCUUCAACUGUAUAAAUGUCUUUGGGAAUCUUGGACAGGAUUUUGACUGCGUUGCUUACAUGCAAAAUUGAUUAUUGAAUAUAUUAUUUGUAAAAUUUUGAAAUAAAGGUUACAUUCAGUUCAUUUUAC